UUGCAAUUUCCACCAAAAUUCUUAUUGCUGAUAAAGUAAUCUCAAAACAAUUGUAGUGUCGCUUAGGUGCUCGGGGACUGGGGAGUGGUUGCGACAAAAUACAAUUGUUAGAGAAGGUCGGGUGCUGCAAGAUUAGUCUGGCAUUUGAUGUGGUUUGACGUAUAUCACAGAGAUAAUUUGUUGCAAAUGACCUGCAAAUAAGAAGGAUCCAAGAACAGAAUGGGAGGCAGCUAGAUAAUUUGCUUGAAGGUCCAGUUUUAUACCGGAUAUAGCAAGUCUUGUUUUUUGUGUUCCUUGUAAGUGUGAUGGGCCUGGAAGAGGGUGUAGGUUUCAAGUAAGCGCCUUUGAUCAUUCUUAGGACUAUUCUGGUUGUAGCGAAGACACAAAUAGUUCAGGGGAGAAAUUUGAGCAGUUCAGGCCCUAGAAGAUUAAUAUGGCGGGAUCGUGCUCUUUAUUCGUAAAUAGUUUCCUAUAGGACCUUCAUGCCAUUUGUGUGCACUGAAAUUCUUUAAGUUAAAGGCUGGGAGGCUGUUUAUGACUCAGCAAAAAUGUCUUCCUUUUCUGUUGCCUACGGCGAUACUACAACCUGGUUAAGUGAUCCAAUGAGAGUCAAGAUGUGUUCGUCAGCCACACAAGCCCGUGAGAAUGAUAACUCAGAAACAGAAGACAUGGAGGAUGCAGUUAGCAGAUGGUCCUACCAUGGUUCAUGCAAUAUGGUUCACAAUGAUAUCUCAAGCUCGAGAGAGAAUGACAAUUCAAUAUAUCUUGCAAGUUUACGGAAUACUAAAGCAUUACAUUUUGGUUUACUGAUGAAAAAUCUUGAUGUGUUGGAGGAGACAAUUGCAGAUUCAGGGGUCCUAAGGUUGGAAGAAGAUAUUCUGGUGCAAUUGGAAAGACUUGGGGCUCUGGAGUUAUUCCAGACCUGUCUAUGUAGGAUGCUUAAGCCCUCAACCUUAUAUGAUCUGUCUGACGAACCAACUAAGCCUGUUGAAGCAUCUCAAAUAAAUUGCCCAGUGGAAGAUGUUGUGGGUAAGAAGGUUGCUCACUCUGUAAAGAAAGAAAAAAGAAAAUCAAGAAGAAAGAGGCCAUUGGAUAAAGGAAAUGGUAAAUUUAUGCAGGAAAAGUACUCAAGUACGCUAGAGGAUGCUCAACAGGUUAAAUUUUCUCCUGGGAGGAAAUCAUCCGAUUCUAGAAGUAGAAGCCUGAAAAUUGCUCGAACUGAGGCAGAAAUGUCUCAAGGUGUUAAGUUAGUUUCUGAGCUUGAAAGAAUCAGGACAAUAGUUGAAGAGAACACUGGACAGGUAGUUGGCAUGAGUAACUGGGCAGAAGCUGCUCAAGUUAAUAAACAGGUGUUGCAGCAACAUCUGCAGUUUGGUUGGUAUUGUAGGGAUGAGCUUCUAAGAAGCACACGUUCUUUAGUUUUAUACAUUGCUAGAAAUUACAGGGGACUGGGAGUUGCCUUUGAAGAUUUAGUUCAGGCUGGAAAUCUUGGUGUCCUGCAAGGAGCUCAAAGAUUUGAUCACACACGGGGAUACAAGUUCUCAACCUACGUCCAGUAUUGGAUAAGGAAAUCAAUCUCAAUGGUGGUAGCACAACAUGCAAGAGGAAUUAGAAUUCCUUCAUCAUUGAGCAAGGCAAUAAGUCAAAUACAGAAAGCUCGAAAGGCCCUGAAGAACAGCCAUGGAAAAUAUCCGGAUGUUAAUGAAAUUGCAAAGUUCACUGGUCUCUCUACUGCUAAAAUUAUGUCAGUCAGCAAAUGCCUCAGGAUUGUUGGUUCGAUCGAUCAGAAAGUGGGAGACUCUAGCAGUGCAAAACUUUUAGAACUCAUAUCUGAUACAUCAAUGAGAAGCCCAGAAGAAACAGUGGUGAGACAGCACAUGCUACAAGACAUGUAUGGCCUUAUGAAAGACUUAGAGCCACGGGAAAGGCAAGUAUUAGUCCUAAGGUUUGGGCUUAGAUCUCAUCAAAGGAAGUCACUUGAGGAGAUUGGGAGGCUGUAUUCUGUAAGCAAAGAGUGGGUAAGAAAAAUAGAAAGAAGAGCGCUGACAAAACUAAGAAAAAAGGAUGUCUUUCAAGAUUUAAGUCAAUAUAUGUAUAUGUAGCUGCAGUUAUGUCUAAAGUACGCUAUUUUAUGAGCCAACAAGUUUGGCAUUUAGUCACUUGAUUCCUGUCAACUUUGUCAAGCUGGUCAGCCAUUAGAACUGCACUGAAAAGAUUAAGGGGAUGUUUCUUCCUCAUCAAGUGAUCUUUGGUUGGUGUAUUCCAACUUCCAAGAGCAGUUGCCAAAAUUGAGCAAUUUCUGUGUAGUUUGUCUUGUACAUGAAUAUUACAGACACACUUCCCCUGCUUUUUGUUACUACUAUUGUUUUUCAUC
Messenger RNA from Coffea eugenioides, 2374 nucleotides. Its product is annotated as RNA polymerase sigma factor sigC. The coding region runs from base 549 to 2102 and encodes 517 amino acids. NCBI's taxonomy places the organism in Eukaryota, Viridiplantae, Streptophyta, Magnoliopsida, Gentianales, Rubiaceae. The transcript is spliced from 7 exons. Gene Ontology annotation, biological process: regulation of DNA-templated transcription; DNA-templated transcription initiation. The record is from RefSeq and is a predicted model, not a curated record. Gene Ontology annotation, molecular function: DNA-binding transcription factor activity.